Molecule: messenger RNA, 2589 nt
Organism: Prosopis cineraria
Lineage: Eukaryota; Viridiplantae; Streptophyta; Magnoliopsida; Fabales; Fabaceae
Exons: 2
Coding region: 338-1975 (545 amino acids)
Biological process (GO): amino acid transmembrane transport
Source: RefSeq, a predicted model, not a curated record
CUAAUCGAUUAGGCACGAGACCUAGGUUUAGCCUUCUAGAGUUCUAGUGCUAAAGCGAUCAUUCAUCUUGCUCUGCUCUUUUGAUAUUCCUGCCUCACUGCUCCGACGCAUAUGGAGCGGAAGCUAUUGGUUCCUUUUUAUUUUUUCUGCCACUCCUUACAUUCUUUCAACUUCCUUUCGCUCGCCAUAUUUUCAUGGUUUCCAGCACUUCGUUAAUCUCACGUACUAGCAUGUAUACGCAUUAUUGAGCGCGCAACAUUCUUGUCCUCUUCUCCCAACACUUGUGGAAGUGGAAAAGCAAAGGAAGCUCCCAUUUACAUACCUAUAUUCCUUUAAUAUGCAGCAGCAUGGUCUCUCCCUUCCCUUCCCCAAUAAUUCCUUUACACGUUCAGGAAUCAAUGGCGCUAUAUAUUUUCGUGGAUAUCGAAAUCAACUUCACACCCCAAUUCUUAAUUCCAAGACCACGGCAAUUCCUUCCUUCGCUGCUAAAGGCCACAAUCUUCCCCUCUUCACAAGUUCUGCUUCUCGUGAUGGAACAGCAUUUUCUUCCGGUACCACUUUAGCGGAGGAUAAUGAAAGAAUUGCUGACAAUCCCGGCAAGAAUCAGAGAACAGCUGAAAUUCAUGAUGGGAUUGGGGAUACCCAGGGCAAGAGCUUCUGGGGUGCGGUUAGUUUAAUCAUUGGCACGGCCGUGGGCCCAGGAAUGCUGGGCUUGCCGGCUUUGACUAUGAAGUCAGGUCCAUUUCCUUCAACAAUCGUCAUUCUUCUCUCUUGGGUCUAUGUCAUCUCCUCAAUCAUACUUGUAGCAGAGCUCAGCUUUGCUGCCAUGGAAGAAGAUGGGAUCGAAGAGGUGAGCUUUACAGGCCUAGCAACAAAGGCAUUGGGAAGGCGUUUUGGUGCAUUUGUUGCUCUGGUUUACACCAGUUUGAGUUUUUCCUUGUUGGUGGCUUGUGUUGCCGGCAUUGGCACCAUUUUUUCUCCCUGGUUCCCAUGGCUCAAUGCUUCGGUUGUUCAUGCCUUGUUUCCACUAGUUGUUGGAAUAUUGAUUGUCUUUUUCCCAUUUAACGCUAUUGAUGUUGCAAACCGGAUGCUAUGCUUCCUCAUGCUUUUCUCUAUAUCUGCAUUGGUUGGUGUAGGAAUGCAUGUGGCAAGAACUAACAUAAUAAGCUCCUUUGCUUAUGCCUCUUGGAGCCUUUCAUCAAUACUUCCGAUAAUACCUGUGGCUGUACUUACGUUGGGAUUUCAUGUCAUCACUCCAUUCAUCUGUAAGAUUGUUGGGACUACUGUACAUGAGGCUAGAAAAGCUAUACUGAUUGGUGGGACUGUUCCUUUACUCAUGGUUUUGUCAUGGAAUUUGAUAGUUUUGGGACUUGUAGGGGUUUCCACGACACCCAAUUCGGGCAACUCUAAUGACGCCAUAUCUCUUUUACUUUCAGUAAAUCCAUCUGCUUCAUCUGCUGUUCAAUGUUUUGCCUUCUCUGCUAUGGCAACUAGCUUGAUAGGAUAUGCUGUAAGCUUGCCUAAACAACUUCUUGACACGUGGGAGUUGAUAUCUGGAAAAUCUACCGCUUCUAACGGGCAUGGCUACGGAAGAGUUGGAUUGGCCUUUUACUCCAGAGGAUCAGGUAUCGGUUGUCCAGGGAAGGUUUCGUUCAGAAGUUCAGGCGAUUUUACCGUGUUAGAAUCUAACACAAGACCAACCGAACAAGCAUUUGAGACGUUUAAAGUGAUUGUAACAGUGUUCGUCCUUGCUUUUGCAAUCCUCAUAGCUUCGUUCUUUCGCUCUACAUUUUCAAGAGCUCUCGAUUUUGCUGGGGUUUAUGCCAACUGCUUUCUGUUCGGUAUUAUUCCUCCUGUGAUGGCUCACGUACACCAAUCUAAGAAGAAACUCAGCAGGUCAUCAGCACUUCCAGGAGGAAAUGGGACCCUGCUUCUGCUUUUCAUUAUUGCCGUCGUUUUGGGAAUUUGGCAUUAGGUACAACUUUAUUAAGGGGCCAAAGCAUUGAUUAAUGCAACAACGAAAGGAAGUCAUAUGGCCGAAAUUCAAGGUCUCAUUGGGACUCACGUGUUUUUCAAAUUUAAUUAGUCUGUAGCCGAAUCUUAUGAAUCCCCGUCUGUUUCCACAAUCUUGUUAAAGUAUAUAAACAGAGGAGGUUUGAUUGAAGUAGGAUGCAGUUAAAUGAAAUACAUGUCAUCUCCACAUUAUAAAACGACUGAAGUUUUAGCUUUAUUCCAACAUGUAUUGCUAACCUCUGGGCCUUCACCUGUAAGGGCAUUCAUCGUGCAUUUGCUAUUAUCAUGCCUCCUUGUACUGGAAGCUGAAAAGAUUAAAGUUUAAGAUCUUGGCGUGCAUGAGAAAACAAGAUAGAUUAUUGCUAUCAAGGAUGAGGAUUGAUUUGCUCCCAUUAACUAUUACGUGUUACUCCUAUUAGGCAGAACCAGAUUCAGUCCAUCUUGUCGAUGACUAGUUUUAGUGUCUACAUAGUUCACAUAUAGAGUAUCAUCUUCUGGAUUGUAUUUUUGUCACUUCUGUAGAUAAAAUAUCAGAAGGUUACCGCCCAAGAUAAUGCAUUGCUGCGAGCCAGGAGG